CGGUGGUGUUUCCGGUCGGACAGUGUUCCUCUGCGCUCCUCCAUGUGUUGUAGCUGAGCUCGCGGUCUGCUCUCCGCGCUUCUUGCUGCUUUUUCUCGGGUUCUUGUUUGCUGGCGGCCGGUAAACAUGCCGCGAUCCGGAAGCUCCCUGUUCUCCGGGUUCCGCGUGCUGGGACUCUACUCCAACCACGUGCCGCACGCGCUGCGGUACCAUCUGAAGCACCGGGAGUUCUACGUGGUGACGUCAGUGGGCCGAAGUUUCCACACAUUCAACGUGAGCCGCCUGGGGAUCGUCUCUGUCAGCAACACUCUGGAAGAUGACAUCACGAGUUUGGCGGCUGACCGGAUGUUGGUGUUCGCCGCCAGCGGGAAGCUGAUCUGCGCCUUCGCCCGGAACAAAGAGGUGGUGAUGCGUUACCACGGCCACAAACAGGAAGUGCGCCUGCUGCUGCCGCUGGGGGAUCAGCUGGUUUCUGCAGACAGCGGCGGUGAUGUCAUCGUGUGGGACGUUAAGGAGGGAGACAUCUACCUGCGGCUGAACUUUGACCCUGGCACCUUUGACGUGUCGGCCAUGAUGCACCCGAGCACAUACCUGAACAAGGUGCUGCUGGGCAGCUCCCAGGGUGCACUGCAGCUGUGGAACAUCAAGACCAGUAAGCUGCUGUUCACCUUUCCUGGCUGGUCGGCCGCCGUCACCGUGCUGCAGCAGAGUCCAGCGGUAGACGUGGUCGGCGUUGGCACGGCGACGGGGCGGAUCGUCAUCCACAACAUCCGACUCGACGAGACGCUGAUGAGCUUCACGCAGGACUGGGGACCAAUCAGCACCCUGGCUUUCAGGACAGACGGCCCUCCCAUCCUGGCCUCCGGGAGUCCUCAGGGACACAUUGCCUUCUGGGACUUGGAGCGCCGGCAGCUGGUAGCCCAGCAGAGACACGCCCACACAACGGCGGUCGCCGCGGCGACGUUCCUGCAUGGAGAGCCGCUCCUGGUCACCAACGGCGCCGACAACGCCAUCAAGGUUUGGAUAUUUGACCAGGAGGGGGGCGGGGCCAGGCUGCUCAGGUGUCGCCGGGGCCACAGUGCCCCGCCGUCCACCAUCCAGCACCAUGGCAACGAUGGGAAGAACAUCCUCAGCGCAGGUCAGGACGGGACACUGCAGUCUUUCUCCACCGUACACGAGCGCUUCAACAAGAACCUGGGCCAUGGAUCUGUCAACAAGAAGAAGGAGAAGAAGAAGAAGAAGGGCCUGUCGUACGAGGAGCUGCGACUUCCUGCAAUCACAGCGCUGGCCUCAGGCGUCACCCGUCAGUCAGACUGGGACGGGAUCGUGGCCUGCCACCGCGGCCGCCUGACCGCCACCACCUGGAACUACCAGCGGUGCACCAUGGGAGCUCACCACCUAAAACCGCCGGCCGUCAGAAAGGAUGCUGUUGCCACGGCUGUUGAAAUCACUUCCUGUGGUAACUUUGCUGUGAUUGGCUCGUCCUGUGGUCGUGUGGACGUCUACAACCUGCAGUCUGGUCUGCACCGUGGUUGCUACGGUGAUGAUGAGAAAGCUCACAGCGGUGUGGUGCGAGGUGUUGCCACGGAUACACUGAACCAGCUGACCCUCACCUGCGGCUCUGAUUGGCUACUGAAGUUCUGGCGUUUUAAGACAAGGAAACAGGAAGAAGUGCUGAAACUUAGCGCUGCACCGGCGGACAUGAAACUUCACAGGGACAGCGGGAUGCUCGCCACGGCGCUGGAUGACUUCACGCUAGCUGUCGUUGACAUCGAAACCAGACGGGUCGUCAGGAAGUUCGCAGGCCAUCAUGGCAACAUCACCGGCAUGACCUUCAGCCCUGACGGCCGGUGGCUCAUUACCACGGGGAUGGACUGCACCGUCAGAACCUGGGACCUCCCCUCUGGCAGUCUGGUCGACUGCUUCCUGGUUGCCAUGGCUCCGGUGGGAGUCUCCAUGUCGCCGACCGGAGACUUUCUGGCCACCGCUCACGUUGACAGCCUGGGCGUUUACCUCUGGAGCAACAGAAGCCUGUGCGGGCCUGUGGGGCUCCGCCCCCUCCCAGCGGACUACCAACCAGUCGAGGAGACGCUGCCCGGCGUCACGGCGGAGGAAGCUACACAGGAAGUGACAUCAGAAGAGGCGGAUGACGCCUACCAGUCAGCGGAGCAACUCGGGGCGGAGCUUGUGACGCUGUCGCUGAUGCCGGAGUCUCGAUGGAAAAGUCUGCUGCACCUGGACACCAUCAAGAAGAGGAACAAGCCUAUUGCGCCCCCCGCUGCCCCGCCCACUGCCCCCUUCUUCCUGCCAACGGUUCCUGGUCUGACGCCUCAGUUCGCCUUGCCCCCGGCAACCAAGGAGGACACACAGUCCAAGGUGCUGCCAUGGGGUUCGCUGACUCAGAGGUCCGAGUUCGGUUCUGCUCUGGAGUCUGCUCUGGAGUCCGGAUCAUAUGACCGGCCGCUGCGACUUCUGAAGGAUUGUGGGCCGUCGGGAGUUUCUGUGGAGCUCACCUGCCUCACGUCAGAAGGGGGCGGAGCCAACAACCUCCUGCUCGCCUUCAUUCACAUGAUUGAUAGGAUGCUGGCCAGCGGGCGGGACUUUGACCUGGCACAUGCUUACCUGGCUCUUUUCCUGAAGCUUCACCUGCGCGCGUUGUCGAAGGACUCUGUUGCUAUGGAGGCGUUGCUCCGCCUCUCCUCCAGACUGGAGUCUGGGUGGGCGGAGCUUCAAGCAUCGUUCAACCAAUCAUUGUGUCUGCUGUCGUACACAAAGAGCGCUCUGCUGUGACACACACACCUGCACACAAUUUGUAUCUGAAUAAAGUGUUUCCUGUUUCUGUA
Messenger RNA from Fundulus heteroclitus (mummichog), 2843 nucleotides. It is a transcript of the gene wdr36, whose product is annotated as WD repeat domain 36. Gene Ontology annotation, cellular component: small-subunit processome; Pwp2p-containing subcomplex of 90S preribosome. Gene Ontology annotation, molecular function: protein binding. Lineage: Eukaryota; Metazoa; Chordata; Actinopteri; Cyprinodontiformes; Fundulidae. The coding region runs from base 127 to 2790 and encodes 887 amino acids. Gene Ontology annotation, biological process: rRNA processing. The record is from RefSeq and is a predicted model, not a curated record. The transcript is spliced from 22 exons.